Eublepharis macularius is the source of this 2711-nucleotide messenger RNA. RefSeq names its product negative elongation factor complex member C/D (gene NELFCD). Gene Ontology annotation, cellular component: NELF complex; nucleus. The record is from RefSeq and is a predicted model, not a curated record. The coding region runs from base 46 to 1812 and encodes 588 amino acids. The transcript is spliced from 15 exons. Gene Ontology annotation, biological process: negative regulation of transcription elongation by RNA polymerase II. Lineage: Eukaryota; Metazoa; Chordata; Lepidosauria; Squamata; Eublepharidae. Gene Ontology annotation, molecular function: RNA binding.
GCGGCCGGAGAGGCGGGGCGGCCCCGGGGAUGCGGGGAGGGGCCCAUGGAGGAGCCGGACUACUUCGGAAGCAGCGCGGCCGAGUGGGGGGACGAUUCUGCCGCCGGUCCCGCCGCCGACGGAGGAGCGCAAGAUGAUGAGUAUUGCGAAGAGGAUGAUGCUGAAGUCCAGCAGGAAUGUUUGCACAAAUUUUCCACCCGAGAUUACAUAAUGGAGCCUUCUAUUUUUAAUACUUUAAAAAGGUAUUUCCAGGCAGGUGGCUCUCCAGAGAAUGUCAUCCAGCUCUUAUCAGAGAACUAUACUGCCGUAGCUCAGACAGUAAACUUGCUGGCAGAGUGGCUCAUUCAAACAGGUGUUGAACCAAUUCAAGUCCAGGAGACUGUGGAAAACCACUUAAAAAGCUUGCUCAUUAAACACUUUGACCCUCGAAAAGCAGACUCCAUUUUCACAGAAGAAGGAGAGACUCCAGCAUGGCUUGAGCAAAUGAUAGCACAUACUACGUGGAGGGACCUCUUCUACAAAUUGGCUGAAGCUCAUCCAGAUUGCCUCAUGCUAAAUUUUACUGUCAAGCUUAUCUCUGAUGCUGGAUACCAGGGAGAGAUAACUAGUGUAUCCACAGCAUGCCAGCAGUUAGAAGUCUUUUCUCGAGUUCUACGUACCUCCCUGGCCACAAUCUUAGAUGGUGGAGAAGAAAACCUGGAGAAGAAUCUGCCUGAGUUUGCUAAAAUGGUGUGCCAUGGAGAACAUACAUACCUCUUUGCCCAAGCAAUGAUGUCCAUAUUAGCCCAGGAAGAGCAAGGUGGUUCUGCUGUGCGCAGGAUUGCUCAAGAGGUUCAGCGGUUUGCUCAUGAAAAAGGCCAUGAUGCCAGUCAGAUCACCUUAGCUCUGGGAACUGCUGCCUCCUACCCGCGGGCCUGCCAAGCCCUUGGCGCCAUGUUAUCGAAAGGAGCUCUGAACCCAGCAGAUAUCACAGUCCUGUUCAAAAUGUUCACGAGCAUGGAUCCCCCUCCAGUAGAACUGAUUCGAGUGCCUGCUUUCUUAGAUCUCUUCAUGCUGUCUCUGUUUAAACCUGGUGCUAAGAUCAAUCAGGACCAUAAGCACAAAUAUAUCCAUAUUUUGGCAUAUGCAGCUAGUGUUGUAGAAACAUGGAAAAAGAACAAGAGAGUGAGCAUAAAUAAAGAUGAGCUCAAGUCUACUUCAAAGGCUGUUGAAACGGUUCAUAAUCUCUGCUGUAAUGAAAAUAAAGGCGCUUCUGAGCUUGUGGCAGAACUAAGCACUCUUUACCAGUGUAUCAGGUUUCCCGUAGUCGCAAUGGGGGUACUGAAAUGGGUUGACUGGACAGUGUCAGAGCCCCGCUAUUUCCAGCUCCAGACGGAUCAUACUCCAGUGCACCUGGCGCUGUUGGACGAGAUCAGUACAUGCCAUCAACUGCUUCACCCUCUGGUCUUGCAGCUCCUUGUCAAACUCUUUGAGACGGAGCACUCUCAGCUUGAUGUCAUGGAACAGCUGGAGCUCAAAAAAACCCUGCUGGAUCGGAUGGUCCACUUGCUGAGUCGAGGAUACGUCCUUCCCGUGGUCGGCUAUAUUCGCAAGUGUCUUGAGAAGCUGGACACCGACAUCUCCUUGAUUAGAUACUUUGUGACCGAGGUACUGGAUGUGAUUGCUCCCCCAUAUACCUCUGAUUUUGUGCAGCUUUUUCUCCCAAUCCUGGAGAAUGACAGCAUUGCAGGCACCAUUAAAACAGAAGGCGAGCAUGACCCGGUCACGGAAUUCAUAGCACAUUGCAAGUCAAACUUCAUCAUGGUCAACUGAAACAGAAAAGAGCUGGAGUCCUGAUUCCAUGGGCGGUUCCUCCGUAGCGUGUUGAAUUAUAUGGAUGGCAUUGAACAAGAAGCAAGGGACUGUUUGGCAAUUCAGGUUACUUGUGGACUUUGCACCAGUGAAAUUAAAAUUUACUUUAUUUAGGGAACAAGGUUUUUUUCAUGAUUUCAGAGAAUCAGUUGAUUUGCCAGGCCCCAAAUCAUAAGCAUUUUGUAGAGCAGUGUGCAAUGGUCUGUGUGUUCUUGUGACUACAGGUUCAAGACUUGUGUUUGUCUAGCAAAAUGGAAAGCGGGCGAUGCAACAGCUGGCAGAAUUGCUCCUAAAGAUGUUUCCUGUGGGGGCACGCUUUGAUUUCAGACAUCGGAGAAUCUCUGCACUUACCCUCAUAAAGCAUGUAACAAGUGGACUGGAAAUGUGUCGCAUGGAUAGCUUGUAGAGACUGUUGGAUUCCUAGCAAUCCUGUAGAAUCUCUUGACAAAGCUGUUGUUCUAUUUACCUCUCCCAUCCAGAAGUGUCUGGUCUGAAUCUGGUAAUGGACGAGCUGGGUCAUCUGGUUAAAUCAGUUAAUCAGCUGUUAGUUAUCUGUGGCAGAGCAGUUGUGUUGCAUUGCAGGUUCCCUUUUUAAAACAGUAACUCAUUCAGCACAGAUAUUUACAUAUUAACCACUAGUUCUCUGCAGGACCUUUUGAAGAAAUGUCGUUCCUUUGUGUAUAUAUGUUUUUAAAAGAUAACCAUUACUAGAUGUUCCAGUACUACAUAAAAACAGCUAUUGUUAAAUGAUCUGGAUGUGUAGGACCAAUGUAGCACUCUGUAGGUUGAUACUGCCUUUUCACUAGCCAAGUGUAGCAAGGAAUAUGAAGAGUUUUAAUAAAUUUUGGUUUUUUUGGAAA